UGAGACUCAUUAAAAAUUUUGUACCAUUUUUUUUUUUUGAUUCUGAAUUUAAAACAAAAAAAAAAAGAAAAAAUUACACGAAACCUAUGUCUGGAAUGACUGCAAGUAAAAUUCAGCAGCUUUUACAAAGGUAUUUUAAUUUGUUUUGUUUCUUGAGGAAGGGGUUAGGGAAUACUUUUUCUUCAAUCAAAGUAGAUAAUUACCUUUUGUAUUUAACAAAACUUUAUUAGUUGAUAAUUCAAAUUAAAUAAAAGUGUUUUUUUAUGUUACUUAAAAAUACUAACAGGAUAAUAAUGAUAAUAAAAUAUGACUAACAACAAUCUAUUUUGUACAAGGUGUAAACUAUUAUUUUUGUCCAAUGAAUAAAAUUGGACCUUAAGUUUACUUUAUUCUAGGUAAAAAUCUUGAAACUAAAAUAGGGUAUAUUUUUGAUAAUGUCCUCUCAGGAAAUAAUAACAUUUCAAGUUGGAACUUACUCAAAUUUUGUGGGUACACAUUACUGGAAUGCACAAAAGAAUCAAUCGACGACAAACCAAGAAAACAAGGAAUACGACGUGUCUAAACUGUUUCGAGAAAGCAUAACAACAACCAGUUGUGUGCCACGAUUGAUAUCUUUUGACUUAAAGUCAAGUUUAAAAACUUUGAGAGAAGAUGGCUCAUUUAAUGAUGAUAAUCAAAAUAUUGAUGCUGAGGAUCACAAUGUGUAUGCGCAACCCUUAUUUGAAAGAAAUGAAUUCAUGACGCAAGUAUUUGGUGAUCAGAGAAAUGAAAAGGUGUAUAACUUAGACAAUAAAGUUUCCACUUGGAGUGAUUUUAUGACAAACAGAUUACAUGAGAACUCGUUACAGUUACUGACACAGAACUUUGAUGAUGGUAAAGAAUUUAUGUAUUUUGGGCUUGGUCAGGAGGAAUACAAGAAAAUGUGGUAUGAUGUCGACGAUAAAAUUCACUUUUGGGCUGAAGAAUGUAACUCGUUAGAAGGAUUUCAGAUUUUUGCCGACAUGCACAAUGGUUUUUCUGGAAUAUCUUCAAGCCUUCUUGAAAAUGUUUAUGAGGAAUACACUAAAAAGUGUUCACUUGCUUACAUCAACUGGCCGAUUCAUUCAAUAUCAAAGCAAGAAAGUGUUUAUGAAGACCUAAAUGCUGCACUAACCAUUCAGUCAUACAGAGAGCACUGUUCCUUAUUUGUUUUACAGAGCUUGCAAAAGGAUCUGUUUUGUCAAGAGCCUACAAAUGUUAUUCUUCCAAAUAUAAAUUACAAGAUGGAGUUGCCGUACCACACAAGUGCAAUACUCGCAGCUACCAUUGAUUCUACAACCUUACCAUGGAGGAAACACAACCGAACCUUAACACUGGCUGAUAUGUGCAAUCUUAUUAGUCAAAAUAAGUGGAAAUUAGCUGGCAGCUCAUUUGGUGUAACAUAUUUUCCUUGCCACGAAACAGCCACAUUAUUUGAAAAGCUUUACGGUGUAAAUCAAUUUUAUGGUCCGUUACUGACAAACUUAAGCCCGUCCGUUAAUAUUUGUAAUAAUUUUCCUACAAGUCAUUCAGUUGUCCUUCAGAAUAUAUCUGAAAAUUUUGUUAUACCCAACAAAAUAGAAUCGAGUAUUUUACAAGCUCUUGAAAUAAAUACCAACAUUUUUAAUGUGAAUCCUAUGAGUGUUUUAAAUUUCUUUAAUCAGAGGUAUUAUCCUUGCGAAAGAACAGUGUCUAAUUCAACCUACAUUAACAAAGAAAUGGAUACAGACACGCCUUUUCCUUUAAUAGUAGAACCACCAGAUGACGCAGCUACCAACCUUCCUGUAACGUCUCUGUCCUCCAUAUAUACAUCAAGUUGUAUUUAUAAUUUGCUGCGUGAUGUCAUAAAACGAGUGCAGAAUAUUAAUUUACAUAAACAUCACAUUAUACAGGAGUUUGGGUUAGAUAAUGACCUAAUGAAAGAACUGAUAGAAGACAUAAUACAUUUUGCACAGGAGUACGACCGUCAACGAGCUUUUGAUGAACUAAGUAUUGCGUAAAUUUAGAAAAUAGGUCUUGAGAGUAUGGUAAUAAAUUUAAGGAUGAA
This is a messenger RNA of Hydractinia symbiolongicarpus, 2065 nucleotides long. RefSeq names its product protein misato homolog 1-like. The record is from RefSeq and is a predicted model, not a curated record. Gene Ontology annotation, biological process: mitochondrion distribution. Gene Ontology annotation, cellular component: cytoplasm. NCBI's taxonomy places the organism in Eukaryota, Metazoa, Cnidaria, Hydrozoa, Anthoathecata, Hydractiniidae. Bases 435 to 2018 code for a protein of 527 amino acids. The transcript has 3 exons.